AGCAGACAACGAAGAAAACAACGAUCACGAAACCGGAAGUUUACCCCGGUCCACACAGGCAGCCCGGAAUUAUUAGGUAGAUAAAAAUAUCAUUGGGUGUCCUGAAAAUGGCCGAGUUGGAGGUGGAGGCAGACGUUUUGGUCCAGAGAGUUGUGAAAGAUAUCUCCAAUGCCUUUAAAAGGAACCCGAACAUAGAUGAGAUUGGUCUGAUCCCAUGCCCUGAGGCACGCUACAACCGGAGCCCCAUUGUGUUGGUGGAGAACAAGCUGGGUGUUGAGAGCUGGUGUGUCAAGUUCCUGUUGCCUUACGUUCACAACAAGGUGCUGCUCUACCGCCAGCGAAAACAUUGGCUGGAUAGGGAAGCUCUUGUGGAUAUCACCUGCACUCUGUUGCUGCUCAACCCAGAAUUCACCACUGCUUGGAACAUCAGAAAAGAGCUGCUGCAGUGUGGAGUACUAAACCCAAAGAGGGACCUUUACCUGGGAAAGCUAGUUCUCACAAAGUUUCCCAAAAGCCCUGAGACAUGGAUCCACAGACGGUGGGUGCUCCAAAAGAUCUUGAGUGAAUGCUUUCCCCGAGAAGACUACAGAAAAGAGCAUAAGGUAGCAGAUCAGUGUGAUGCUGCAGCCCUCACAGAAUCAGAUCAGCGUCUCUAUGACCACCAGGCCAAGACCUUGCACGAGGAGAUGAAGGUGUGCUCUGAUGCUGCCUGCCGCUACCCUAGCAAUUACAACGCUUGGUCCCACCGCAUUUGGGUGCUGGAGCAUAUGGCCAAAGGCAACAUUAAGGUGCUCCAUGAUGAGUUGUCCUCCAUGCGCCUAUGGGUGUCCAUGCAUGUGUCCGACCACAGCGGAUUCCACUACCGCCAGUUUCUGCUCAAAGCACUGACCACUGAACUUUCCCAAUCUCUAGACUCCACGACCAUCGCUCAGCCUCAGCACCAGACCGGCGAAGUGCCCAGGAAACAUCCUCACCAUCACACCGUCCUCUCGUUCAACAGGGAGACCUCAGAAGCAGCAGAAGCUGAUGAGGUGGAGCAGCAGUCUGCUGCACACUCUGUACUAAAGAUCUUCCAACAGGAAAUGGAACUGUGCACAGACCUGAUCCAGUCCUUCCCCGGCCAUGAGACACUUUGGUGCCACAGGCGACAUGUCUUCUACUUGUGGCACCAGUGGAAAAAAGAACAUUACUGCUGCAUCGGAAACGGCAGCAGUGAUUCGUCUCACCUCAACCAUACCGACCCCGGCCUGAGUUCCCAUCCCUACACUGUUUUUUCUGAAGGCAGUGGACGAGACUGCAGUAUCAGGGCCGACACCAUGAGUGGACAGCCAAACGCUAGUGAAGUAAUGGAGGUGGAUGUAUUGGCCCUGCCGUUCCCCCACGACACAAAGCGUCUGAAGAGAAACCUUCUGGCGCCAUGUUUCCCUGCCCUGCCAUCGGAGCACACUUUCCUGAGUGGUCUUUUGGAAGGUUGCUGCAGCCUGGAGCAGAGACACUUCGCGCUCGCCUACAAAAAGUGGUUAAAUACUGUCAUUGGUCAAUAUCCUUGAGUAGAAGAGAUUUAUCCUCGCAGUCUUUCCUUUUUCAGUUAUGAAUCUGCCUUUAGACACAGGCCAAGGAACAACGUCCACUUCCCGUACUGUGAACCAGCAGGAUGUCAGACACAGCAGUGACUUUGGAAGAGGGUCAAAAGGAAACUUCAUUUCCUAUUCUCUAGACAGUGGUAUGAGCGGGAGGGUCUCUGAAAAAAAAAAAGCAAGGUUGGUGGUGUUACUGCCCAGUUCUCAUGUUUCCAGUAAAUAUUGGAAUCUCAAUUUAUACAUUGACCUCCCAGACCCAUUCAGAAUAGAAAUUUAAUUAAUUCUUAGAGUAUUGCCUUUUUUGUGUCUGUUAGUAGUUUCUGCCUCUUAGUACCUCAGGUAACUUGCAAUGUUAAGUACUACUACCAACUCAAAUCCCCAUUGUUUUGUUUUCUGAAGCAUUCAUCUUAACAUGCUUGUCUGUUUUAUACUAGUACCUGUUCUACGAUGAAUGUUCUGUGUAUUAGUCUUAGCAGAGAGCAAGUCAAAUUUGUGAGCCUAAAUCAACCUAACAAAUGUCAAUGCUUAUUUGAACAGAAUAAAAGACAACAUUUAGAGUAUUAUCAAUAAAAUUU
Messenger RNA from Lampris incognitus (smalleye Pacific opah), 2155 nucleotides. RefSeq names its product protein prenyltransferase alpha subunit repeat containing 1 (gene ptar1). Gene Ontology annotation, molecular function: protein prenyltransferase activity. Gene Ontology annotation, cellular component: cytoplasm. Bases 108 to 1550 code for a protein of 480 amino acids. The record is from RefSeq and is a predicted model, not a curated record. Lineage: Eukaryota; Metazoa; Chordata; Actinopteri; Lampriformes; Lampridae. The transcript is spliced from 7 exons. Gene Ontology annotation, biological process: protein prenylation.